Symbiodinium natans is the source of this 1492-nucleotide messenger RNA. Lineage: Eukaryota; Dinophyceae; Suessiales; Symbiodiniaceae. The record is from the annotation of a GenBank genome assembly.
GGCGGCGAUGUUGGAUGGGCAUCGCCCACCAGAAAUGCUCCGUUCCGCGCUGGACGACGUUUGCCUUCAUGCUCAGCUGGUGCUGACGAGGCAGGGGCGACAGGACGUGUCCGUGGAAGACUUCUUGCGUGGCGCCCCUGACCCCCCCGAGGAGCGGAGUGUGCGCAAUGCUCAGCAGCUCUUGCGCGAGAUUGGUGCCCUGACUGCAGCCACUGUGGCAGAAGACGAGGACAAGGAGGCCUCCGAGGUGCCGCGGCAGGGCCUCACGGCCCUUGGCGUGCACCUGUGCUCACUUCCACUGUCGCCGCAGUUCGCGAAGAUGGUGAUCUGGGCGAAUCUGCUGGGCGUUGGUGGUGCCGCCCUCGCUGUGGUCAGUGGGCUUCAGUAUCGUGAGCCCUUCGUCAGCCUCGGGGAUGCGCAGCGCAGCCUUUCCCUGGCGCAGGCGAACAAAGCUGUACGCGCUGCGAAGCGGGCGCUGAGUGCACCGGAGAGUUCCGAUCACGUGGCCUUGUGGGCCGCCACGAUCGGAUUCGAGGCAGCGCGCCUCCGCGGCGGCGACCAUGCGCGCCGCUUCUGCGAGGCCAACUGCCUCUCUUUCCGUCAGAUGCAGACGUCUCGCCAGACAUCGGCCAAGCUCCGCGCCGAACUGCGAGGCGGCAAGCCCUGCUUUCAAAUCGAAGACUUCCAUCUGGCGGGCUCUGGCGUGGGCGAGCUGCGCCUGACUGCGUCCGAGCUCCAGGCCCUUCAGCAGUAUCUCAGCGGACUGGGACUCACAGACGUCGAGCUGGAGCCUUGUGCGGAUGAAGCCUCAGCCCAACCUGUUGUGGAGGCCAAGAUAUCGGAGGCCACCCCGAAAAAGCGAGCGAACGAGGCGAAGGAUGCCGCGCAGGAGGUGGUGAGCAUGCCCCACCCGAAGAGAGUUGUGGAGGCCAAGAUAUCGGAGGCCACCCCGAAAAAGCGAGCGAACGAGGCGAAGGAUGCCGCGCAGGAGGUGGUGAGCGUGCCCCACCCGAAGAGAGUCAGAGCCGCCAGCCCUGACUCUGAUGCCGGCACGCCACGUUCGUUGACGCCCACGAGCAGGAGCUCGACACCUGAGAGGGACCUGACUGGACCCAGUCAGGAUCCUGACGGGAACCAGAAGGAGAAGGAGGACGGGAACCAGGACGGGAACCAGAAGGAGAAGGAGGCGAAGAGGGAGCUGCAGAGGAUGAUCGACCAGCUGGACGACGACAAGCUGGCCAAGUUGAUCGAGCUCUCUCAGCCGGACAAGGAUCCGAAGACGGGGGAGCACAUCCUUGGCUACGACAAGCUGGCCCCUGACAAGAGGGAGAGCUUCCGCCAGCUCGUGGCGCAGUUGCUGAAAGAGCAGGAGAAGGACACCGAGGACAUGAAGUGUGGAAAGGCGACGUGCGUGAAGCGGCCCAUCGCUCCAGCAGAUGAGCACGAGCAGGCUGUUCAGGAAAUGCUCCGGGAAUUUGAGUCUUGGAUCUGA